This is a messenger RNA of Triticum aestivum (bread wheat), 1077 nucleotides long. RefSeq lists its product as uncharacterized. The record is from RefSeq and is a predicted model, not a curated record. Lineage: Eukaryota; Viridiplantae; Streptophyta; Magnoliopsida; Poales; Poaceae. The transcript is spliced from 6 exons. Bases 38 to 919 code for a protein of 293 amino acids.
UCUAGAGUACGCAAUUAGCAAGAUAGAUCCGUGCUCCAUGGACAAACAUGAUACAACUGCUUUUGUCGUUGCAUGCAGCCUGCUUGGUGCAUGUACUUUACUGGGCCCAAGACAAUCAGUUUCGUCCAUUCCUGAUGAACUACUAGCCUUAGUUCAAGAGCCAUGGGCAAUAGGUGAGUACAACAUGGCGCGAUACUCCAUAGACGUGCUCAGGAUAUCUGCAAAUAGAUAUCCAGAGGGCGUGGCCAACGGAGCUGACCUGAUUAUCCUAGGUGGAAAUCCAUUGUUUCUACAGCACUUUCAGUUCGACUGGGUGGACUAUGGUCUUGCCAACUUAAGAUCGAACCUGCUACCCAGAAUUUGUGCAUACACCCUUCCAAUUGUUAGGGUGCUGAUUCAACUUGAGAGGGAAAACCCAGGCUACUAUAGAACAAGGCCAGAAGGUUACAUGGAGCAGCGUAUGCGGAGGUGGCAUCCUUUGAUGGAAGCGAUGGCACAUCUGCUGUUUGCUCCUUCGGCCAUGAACAAUGGAGGUGGUGUCGACAAUGGAAAUGCAGGCGCCUCUUCAAGUGACAGGAACCAAGAAGAAGCAUCUUGUAACAAGAGUGAGCUGGGGGUUACAGUGCAAGGCGGCGAUGGAGUGCCCAGCAGAAAUGUGUUGAUGAUAGAAGGUUCAGAUAGAAAUGGUGCAUCCCUAACCAUCGCAGAUAUAGAUGCACAUCAGCUGAUCAGCCCUGUUAACCAUACCGAAGGGGGGGACAAUGCUGGCACACUUAUAGUUAGCAUGCGUGAUGCCGCGGACCAGGCAAUGAGUGAAUCAGGUGAAGACGAUGAAAGCUACGACACUGCUUCAGAAGAUGAUCGACAGUUGGUUGCAGCAAUAGAUGCCUCCCUUGCAGAUCAGGCACGUGUAGCAUGACUGCCGCCUGUGGUAAUUGAGGAAGGAGGCUACGAAGCUCGUCAACGCAGCCGCAUAGUGGAAAUUGCAGCAGAUGACCCUGGUAAACAGGUGAUGGAGCCAUGUAUUGGCUUUGAGUCAUCAGACAGUGAUGAGGACAUGCAGAGUCGGUAUGAACA